This is a messenger RNA of Helobdella robusta, 372 nucleotides long. RefSeq lists its product as hypothetical. Bases 1 to 372 code for a protein of 123 amino acids. The transcript has 3 exons. The record is from RefSeq and is a predicted model, not a curated record. NCBI's taxonomy places the organism in Eukaryota, Metazoa, Annelida, Clitellata, Rhynchobdellida, Glossiphoniidae.
AUGUUGAAGAUCUUUGAAGUUAUAACAUCGGUGUUACGAGAGUCAAAGGUUACAAUAUUGGUGUCAGAAAGUACAUCAGCACAGCAGAGUGUUGAAGAUAAUUACACUCAACCAGCCAACAUACUGACAAGACAACAGCAAAGACUACGCUUUUCUCAAAGGUUGCUGGACACGAGUGUUAUCAUCUUUGCCAGUUCAGCACAAACUGAAAAAGAUUUGAGUUCAGUUGGUCUCACAGUCACAGAUGCUCGAUCAAGUCUGUAUGCAUGGAAAGAUGAAAAACUGGAAUUAAUUAGAUGGGGUUGUCGAGCUUCCAUAAUACAUAAGAUAUUGAUAAAGUCUAACCUUCACUCAUUGUGGAACAGCGACUAG